Messenger RNA from Striga asiatica, 402 nucleotides. The record is from the annotation of a GenBank genome assembly. NCBI's taxonomy places the organism in Eukaryota, Viridiplantae, Streptophyta, Magnoliopsida, Lamiales, Orobanchaceae.
GAUCCACUAAACAAAUUGAAAUGUAUGGACGUUCAUCUAUGCCAAGUACUUCUUCAGCCCAAAGCUGUUUAUCGACAAAGAAAUCUUGAAAAGAUGAAAAGAAAAUAUGCUGACUUUGAUUCUGCGAAGAAGAAGGACUAUAUUGAUAAAGUUAGAAGCAGGAACAAGCUAAGGAAUCCACAAGAUAAGUGGUUUUUGAGAGCUCAAAUAACAAUGAAUGAGUCCGAAGGUUCAAUUGAUACGAGUCUAAAUAGUAGCCCACAAACACAUGAAUGGAAGAAAGUUCAAAAGUGCAGUUAUUGUGAUGCUGCUAGAUUUCAGUACGAGCCUCUGACUUUUUUUGUUGUGACAAGGGAAAAGUUAAAAUUGCACCCAUUGAUGUCCCAGACGAACUUUAUGAAU